AUGGUUGCACAAAGAAUUCUCAGCAUAAGCAACAUUCAAACUGCUGCUAGGCAUUGGGUUCCAAUUGCUAAACACCAAAUCACAAAGUACCCAAAACCACAAUCCACUCAACUUAUAUCAAAGCAAUUUUACUCAUCAAGGAUAAGAUGCGUCAACUACAACUACAACAACAUCAACGAUGUGUCUUUGGUAUCCAACGACGACGUCAUCAAUGCUUCUGCAACCAGCUCCACCAGAUCUUCAACCAACGACGAUGCCGAACCUUUUGAGCCAACUAUUUACUCCUCAGAAGAUAUACACACUGCUGGUCCAGUUAACAGAGCUUAA
Molecule: messenger RNA, 327 nt
Organism: Lodderomyces theae
Lineage: Eukaryota; Fungi; Ascomycota; Pichiomycetes; Serinales; Debaryomycetaceae
Exons: 1
Coding region: 1-327 (108 amino acids)
Source: RefSeq, a predicted model, not a curated record